AUGCUGACGAGGAAGCCCACGUGGAAUUACAAGCCUGGGACGAACAUCUUCUUGUUCUUGAUCCGAAUCGGGGCCGGCGACGAGUCGCCGGCUGUCCCGGAGGAAUCGUUGGAGGAAUUGAAGGAUUUCCUGUCCAAUUGCUUCGUGAAGGAUCCCGCGGCGAGAUGGAACGCCGUGAUGCUUCUUGAACAUCCGUUCCUUAGCGCCAACGAAAUCGGAAACGGAUACGAAACACGAAACAACGUCAUUUGCUGUUCGGGAGUGGAAUUCCCAUCGGUGUGA
This is a messenger RNA of Linum tenue, 282 nucleotides long. NCBI's taxonomy places the organism in Eukaryota, Viridiplantae, Streptophyta, Magnoliopsida, Malpighiales, Linaceae. The record is from the annotation of a GenBank genome assembly.